AGUCUAGAAAAGGCCCAGGCUGGACCAAAUUUCUGCCUGGAUUCUUUGUGGAUCUCUCACAAAGAUUGUGAAUACCUCCCUAUCCUGACAGCAUUCAUUUAAAAAAAUCAACUGCAUGACGGAUGCAAAAGCAGAUUUAACAUGUCCUUGAAAUAUGGAUGUCUGCAAAAUUCCAGUUUGUGACUGUUUCCUUCUCAGAGGCUUUUGAAUGGCAUGCUCUUUUGUAAUGUAUUAAAUUCCAUAAUGUCAUCAUCUUCGACCCCAAGGUCUUCUCAGUGAUGGCUGGAAAUGAUGGUGCCUUUGUAAUCUCUCUUCAACCUGGUAGAAACAUAACAGUUAAAAUAAAACCUGGAUCUUCUGUUCCAAAUUCCUGUGCACUGCGUGAAGGAAAAAAGACUCAUCUUUCUGAGCAAAUAAUAAAGCCUGGACAGAAGUUUGAUUUUACCUUUGAUUGUUCAACGCCAGAGAAAUAUUGGGUCAUAGUGGUGGAGAAGAACAUUGAUUGUCUGUCAGGUCCAUGUCCUUUUGGAGAUCUUCAGCUUCAGCCUCCUGGAUUGCCACGCCUUAAUAGGACCUUCAUUUGGGAGGCUAAAGCUAACAGAAGAGUUGGACUUGAACUGAAGUUCUCUCCAUGGUUAAGGCAAAUUCUGCCUGGAGACACCUGCCCUGAUCAAAUUAUUUACAACAUUGGCAGCCGUCUGGGAAUAGAUAGAGUCCACAUUGGAGCCUUCUGCAGAAAUGGUUCAGUGUCACGGGUAAAGGCACAAGGCGAUGCUAUUUUGAGUCUACAACUUCCUUGGGAUUCAAAACUCACAGCCUCUGGAGUUAAGCUUGAAAGCAGAUCAUCCAUACAACGACUGUGCAUUAUUGAAUCGACAUUUGAAGGCAAAUCAUCAGCAACUUUGAUGUCUGCCAACUAUCCAUUUGGGUUACCAGAAGAUGAACUCAUGACAUGGCAGUUUGUUCUUCCAUCCAAUUUAAGAGCAGAUAUCAACUUCAUCAAUUAUACAAAACCAAACUGUGAACGGAAAUAUGAGCGGGUGGAAUAUUUCUUACCUGAUUAUUUUUCUGGGCCUGAUGUUAGAGUGUUGUCCCUGAAUGAUGUGCAACCUGUCAAUAUUCCUGGCAGUUUCAACCUUUCCCUGCAAGGAUGUGACCAAGAUGACCUGAAACCAGGGGCACUCAGUCUCCUUUUUAAAGUGGUUGUUGAUUACCCUAAAAAUGAAGAGAAUGUAACCCACCUAAUUGACCUAACACGCGAGAAGACUAAUCUUACAAUUUAUUCAAAGUCAUCAAACGUUGGAACAAAUUCAAUGAAUGAAUGCUUGAUCUGUGUUCACUCUAGCAGAAACUGCAGACCAAAUGUGACUUUAGAAUAUGGCCUCAUCUAUUCAGUCACCUUUCUGUGCCAAGAUUUGGAGAAUAUAAGGAUAAUUGCUGAGCAAAGUAUAGUUUGCUGGAAUGCCAGAACAUGUGAAAACUUAUUCUUCCAGCUGGCUGUGCCUUCUGUUCUUCUCCAGCUGCCAGUUUUAAUUGAAACAUUUACAUGGAAGAUUCAAGCUCUUGAAGCAGUGAAUAUAGAAAUCAGGUCUUCCACCUUGAAACUCAAGCAACAUAUCCCAAACCGGGAUCAAAGGUGCACUGGAAGUUAUAGUUAUAUCAUUAAUGGCUCCAGCCCAGGAAGGGCAUGGAGUCUUGGUUAUUUUUGUCCUGGUGGAGUCAUUGAAAAAAUCCAGAUUAAAGAUAAUGUCACCAUAACCCUUAAGACAUUUGGCAAGAGAUGGUUCAAUGAGUCUAAUGCUCAGAAGGGGGAUCUGAAGAUGUUUUUUAAGCCAGUUCUACAAGAAGAUUGCAUUUUUACCCUUAGUCCGGAUCCAAAAGCCAGAGUUUACCUACAGACUCCUAACUGGCUGGAUGGCCUUCUUCCUUUUAUGUCAGUGUACUGGAAUAUCAGUGUCCCACCAAAGCAAGUUGCACAGCUGACAUUCUUAAAUGAACGGAUGGGCAUAACGUGUGAAAAGAGUAGGGCUUUUAUCUAUGUUAAAGAACAGAGUCCAAAAGCAGUGGAAACUGUGUGCCGUGAUGAUAAUGUACUGCCGAAGACCCUAAAUAUGCGACAGCAUUUUUGGAUUAAUAUCACUAAUUGUAAACCAUCUGCCAAGCAACAACUGAGUUUGCAAUUCUUGGUGAUGUUUCAAAAAAAUUCAGAUGUGACUGUCAUAAUUGGUGUGGUGGCUGGCGGGAUGGCGGUGCUAGCUGUUAUUGGUGUCGUCAUCUGCUGUGUUAAGAAAAAGAGAAAAAGCAGAAAAAAGGAAAGCCAACACCCAGUGGUGGGAGUGUAUAAUGCCAAUGUCAAUACCUUGUUACCUGGAAGGCAGGCCAUUUUUAAAAAGGAGAGGAAGAAGAAUGAGUCACAUGUCUAUGCAGUCAUUGAUGAUGUCAUGGUUUAUGGGCACCUGCUUGAUAAAUCUACAAGACCAGAAAUGGCUGAGGUAGGGGUGUAUAGGCCGUUUUCUGGACCAGUCAGUCCUAUACCGCCUUCCCCACCUCCAAUCAGGAAAGUAUCUAAGAGCCCGGACCUUCAGGAAUCAUCAAGCAUGCUUGUAACUGACAGUGAGAACUAUACCUUUGCGCAUCAUGCACCAGAGGAUAUCCAGAGCAAUGGUGACCUGAAUGUGAGUGGUAAUGGACACGUGGGCAUCAGGAACAAUGAACAGGGAAAUUCUGUGGAGUAGACCUGAUAUCUUGGUGAUCUAUGACUUCUCUGAUUCAAAGAAAAAACUAAUUCUUUCAAUUCACUUGUGGGCUGUGUUUGAAACCUAUUUUUCUGUGGUUUCUUUUAUUGAAACAUGGAUUGCAGAUCUGUUCAUAUUUUUGGAAAGACGUUUGAGAAUGUAAUGCAUGUUGUAUAGGAAUGCAAACAACUUUUAAGUUUGCAGACAUUUUCAGCCUUUAAUAUAAGUGAACAACUUUUUCUUUUAAAAAAAGUCAACAGACCAACCAUUGAAUGUUAAACAAAACUGAGGAAUGAUGUUAACAAAAAGACUCUUGAUCUAAAGAUUGCACUGGGUACUGAGCACUAAAUGGCAAGAACUGUGCUUUUUGUAAAUGCUUUUUUUGUUUUUUACUUAUUCCCCCUUUCAAUACAUUGUGUAAUAUAUGAAUUUUUAAGACGAUUACUUUUUAUUUUAGUCCUGUGGAUAUAAUGUAGUGAAUUUUAAUAAAUUAUUCUCAGUUGCCUAUUUCAAAGGGUGGGCAAUGCCAAGGUUCUAAUGAAAAUGAAAGGACCGUUCUGGAAUUAAUGGAAUCACUGCUCCAUUGUUACUAAGCUGUGGGUUGCCCUCCUACUUGACUAUAAAGGUAUUCUGAUGUUAGUAGGUAGGAAACAAGCCUUCAGUGGCAUAUUUGGGCUUGAGCUCCAUGGCUUCUUAGCAACUUUAUGCUAAGAAGCAAUAUGAUAUCUUGGAAAUCAACAUAAGACUAUUAUGUAGAUAUGUACAGCCAGCGAUUAGGUACUGGCUUUCAAAUCCUGAAGUAGAGACUUAAAGAAAACAGAAGUUUAUUUUCAUGGGUAACCCAAAUUAUAGUUAUUAAAGCCUUUUAUGGUUCUGGAUGUUCAAAGCCCAGGUUGCCAAAAGUCUGUCUGUGUAUCCAUAUGCCUCCUUGUGGGGAGGGGCAGUAUGGAAGUUUCUUUGUAGAACACACAAUUUGGAACAUAGCAUCAGACUUUAACAUAGGCAUAGAUUGGCAUAUUGUGAAUUAAUGUUUGAUAGGUUUGGUUAAACUAAAAUACUCAAUUUUGAUACUGCCCAACUCCAACCACCUCUGGAUAGUGUAGAAUAAAACCAAUAGAAUAAAAACAAAAUACAAUAAUCCUAGAAAGAAUAAAAAAAUAAUAAGGACCAAUGGGGGAGGGUCCAGAAAACAAGAAGCACACGAUCCAGCAGGAGCCCCAUCCACCCUAACCCGAGGCCUGGGAGAACAGAAUGUAAGUCAAAAAAGGAACAGAAAAGAUAUAGUUAAGCGUGUUUUGUGUUUUGCAUUGUUUUUUCAGUUUACUAUCCUUAUGGAAUUUAUCUUGUAGAAAUACUCUUGUCAUACACAGGAUUCCACUCAAAACAUUCAGUAGCUGAAAAGUUGCGGGAGAGCAUUUUCACUUCAGCUUGAAAUUAGCAUUCGGCAAUUCUGCAUAAGCAGAUAACAGCUGCAAAAGACUUUUGCACAGUUCUAACCUCAGUGGCUUUUGAACAAAGGAUUUUCCUGGUGAAACGUAUCUAUAUAUGAGGUAUAUAUAGUUACAUUUUUAGAAGGAGGGAUUAAAAGCCAAAAUGAAUUGCUAGAAUCCAGGAGGUGCUGUGGACAUGCCUUGUAUGUACAGCGGAGCUUCCAAGAGCACCCCUUUCUCACGCUUUGCUGCGCCAACAUAUUGUUCCUGAGACUUGGAGGACCUUCUGGAAUGGCCCGUGCAUUGUAAAUGAGCUGACAAAAAGAACUGGGUGAUGUUAAGACUGUCAUAGAAUUGCUGCAUUUUCUGAUGGUUCUAUAUGUAGAACUAAACCAUUUAGAAUAUUUUGUACAGCUGUAAUGAUUUCUAUUAUCCUAUUUCAGGGAUUGCAAACAUUUGGAAGGUUACAGGCUGCAACUCAGCCUCCUGAUUUUUCCAAAGGCUGCAGGAGGCCUUCUGGUGAUGCUGUGACAUCACAGGAAAAGGCGAGGCUGGUUUUUGCCAAGCUUUUAAUGCUUUAUUUAAUGGCUGAUGUUUUCUUAUUUAACUGCGUAGUCAGAUAUAGACUGAACAGGUUGUUUGUUCUGAUAAACGAUUAUAUAUGGUUUAAGUCCUUGUAUCCUCAGGCAAAGGAGCGAGUGCAAACAUUUGUUUACUAUUCUUACAUAUGUAUAUUGUGAAUUUUGUCAGGCAUGGUUGGGAUUAUUUUAUUAAAAAGAAAGUAUAUUAAAGCACUGGCAAUUGUCCUUUCUGAAGUUACAACAACAUUUCCUGGUAGCAUAACUAUUUCUGAAAUCAAGAUUCUUGUCGGUGGCAAGACAGAUUCAUCUUUUCCCCCACUCCUAGUAGAGGGGCUGUUAAACCUUCAUGCAUCCAAAAUUCCAGAUAACUGAAUCUUAACUGUUGGGUCAAGUAAACAUUGUGAAACUACCUUCCUCUCCUGUCUCCUUUAUUGCUUUUCUGUCACAGUUUUUUUACUCUUUGGUUAGUUAUAACUUGCUCUUGGUAUAUUUCUUUCUUGCCUUUAUAAACCAACUUAUUAAGUUGCUUUCUUAAUUUAGACAGGAUAUUUGUAAAUAUUUGUCACAUUUUGAAUAUGAUUGAAAGUCCUGGUGUUAGUGUUUUCGUAAUCUUGUAACAUGGUAGUUCUUGUAUGUUCCUCUGACAUGGUUGUUUUAUUUAAUUUGCAUUAAUGCAUAUAGUUGAAAUGUGUGUGUAUAUACAUAUUAUGUUUAUUUUGUGUGUUCUUCAGA
Molecule: messenger RNA, 5478 nt
Organism: Python bivittatus (Burmese python)
Lineage: Eukaryota; Metazoa; Chordata; Lepidosauria; Squamata; Pythonidae
Source: RefSeq, a predicted model, not a curated record